AAAUAAUCAUAAUUUUUAUGUCUAGAUAAGUUAUUAGAUUGCCAGCUGAAGUAAAUAGAAUACUUUAUGUAAGAAAUUUACCUUAUAAAAUUACUUCUGAAGAAAUGUAUGACAUCUUUGGAAAAUUUGGAGCUAUCAGAUAAAUUAGAAAGUAAAUCAUUUUGAAUAGAUUAUUUAGAGGAACUCAUGGCGAUAAAAAAGGAACAGCUUUUGUUGUUUAUGAGGAUAUUUAUGAUGCCAAAAAUGCUUUUGAUAACUUAUCUGGUUUUAAUGUUGCUGGAAGGUAUUUUUAUUAUUUUUAUAUUAAUUCUUUUUUAGAUAUUUGAUUGUGUUAUACUAUUAACCACAAAAAAUGUAGGAGAGAUAAGACCUUGAAUUUUAGAGAAAGCAAAUUGAAAAACUUCGUGAAUAAUAGAGAUAAUAAUAGUAAUGAAUUUUAUAAUGAAUUAAUAAUUUAC
Messenger RNA from Paramecium octaurelia, 458 nucleotides. The record is from the annotation of a GenBank genome assembly. NCBI's taxonomy places the organism in Eukaryota, Ciliophora, Oligohymenophorea, Peniculida, Parameciidae.